ACACAGCCUCCAUAAUGGACUCUUCAUCCGUCAAGCAAUCCGUCAUGAAGCAGGUCCUCGCGGAAGCGAACCUCGCCAACGCCCGCGUCCUCAUCGAAAAACUCCAGGAAAACUGCUUCGAGAAAUGCGUCCCCAAGCCCGGCACCUCCCUCUCCAGCAGCGAACAGACGUGCAUGACGUCGUGCAUGGAAAAGUACAUGGCCGCCUGGAACCAGGUCAACGCGGCGUACAUCAACCGGAUACGACAGGAGCAGGCCAACAACUAAAGAAUUCGCAUACGAAGAUAUGGAAAAUGGAAAUUCCUGAACAGAAUAAUGAGAUCUUGGGCGAAUGAAGCAAUGUUCGUGGCAAGAGAUAAAGGGAAACGCAAUCCCGAUCUGAAGGGCGAGCCGAAACGACCAACGAAUGAAGGGAUGCCGUGUAUGAUAUUGUUCGGGCUGCCGAGCAUUGGGGGGGAAGAAAGGAAACGGACUGGGCGACUGUUACUGUUCCUUUGGACGAAAUCAUGUAUUACUACCUUGUUCUUUGGUUAGAGUGGUCUUGGUGUUUGGGAUGGGCUAUAGACAUAUACACUGAAUCAUCCACUCCGUCAUU
This is a messenger RNA of Trichoderma reesei QM6a, 594 nucleotides long. RefSeq lists its product as uncharacterized. The coding region runs from base 15 to 266 and encodes 83 amino acids. NCBI's taxonomy places the organism in Eukaryota, Fungi, Ascomycota, Sordariomycetes, Hypocreales, Hypocreaceae. The record is from RefSeq and is a predicted model, not a curated record. The transcript has 2 exons.